Molecule: messenger RNA, 1351 nt
Organism: Triticum dicoccoides
Lineage: Eukaryota; Viridiplantae; Streptophyta; Magnoliopsida; Poales; Poaceae
Product: peroxidase 40-like
Exons: 4
Coding region: 91-1140 (349 amino acids)
Biological process (GO): response to oxidative stress; hydrogen peroxide catabolic process
Molecular function (GO): heme binding; peroxidase activity
Source: RefSeq, a predicted model, not a curated record
ACUAGGUACUGCCCAGCAACUGGCGCAUAGACUGAUCGACCGCGUCACUCGAAGACCACCCCAGCUGCAGCAGCCUGUCCUGCCACUGCCAUGGAGCGCGCCAUCAUGGCCCUGCCCUUGCUGCUUGCGACACUGGCCGCCUCCGCUGUGGCCAGCCCCGUCAACAAGUCCUGCGUCACCGGCAGCGCCGGCGCCUCCGUGAGCAUCGGAUACGGUGGAGCCGGCGCCAGUGCCGGCGCCGGCGUGUCCCUCGGCGCCGACUGCCCCCGUGCGGAGGAGAUCGUCCGCGCGGCCGUCGAGCAGGCCGUGGCCGCCGACCCCCGCAUGGCCGCCUCCCUCCUCCGCCUCCACUUCCACGACUGCUUCGUCAAUGGCUGCGACGGCUCCGUGCUCCUGGACGACAAGCCGUUCUUCGUCGGCGAGAAGACCGCGGGGCCGAACAUCAACUCGCUCAGGGGUUUCGAGGUCAUCGACGCCAUCAAGGCCGAGCUCGAGCAGGAGUGCCCCGAGACCGUCUCCUGCGCCGACGUCCUCGCCAUCGCCGCCCGUGACUCCGUCGUCGCCUCUGGUGGACCCAGCUGGGAGGUGGAGACCGGCCGCAAGGACAGCCGCACGGCGAGCCUGCAGGCCGCCAACAGCAACCUCCCGGCGCCGACAUCCGGCGUCGCCACGCUCGUGCAGAAGUUCACCAACGUCGGCCUCACCGCGAAAGACAUGGUCGCCCUCUCCGGCGCGCACACCAUCGGGAAGGCACGGUGCACGACGUUCAGCGCGCGGCUGGCCAGCGUGGGCGAGUCGGCCAAGGACACGGGGUUCCUGCAGUCGCUGCAGCAGCUGUGCGCGGGGUCGGCGGGGUCGGCGCUGGCGCACCUGGACCUGGCCACGCCGGCCACCUUCGACAACCAGUACUACAUCAACCUGCUCUCCGGCGACGGCCUGCUGCCGUCCGACCAGGCGUUGGCGGCGCCCUCCGGCUCCGGGGCGGAGGUCGACGUCGCGGCGCUCGUGGCCGACUACGCCUUCGACGCGGCCCUCUUCUUCGACGACUUCGCGGCCUCCAUGCUGCGGAUGGGGAGGCUCGCGCCGGUCGGCGGCCGUGACGCCGUCGAGGUCCGCCGUAACUGCCGUGUGGUGAACUAGCUAGCUAGCCAAGGUCAGGUCGAUUAAGCAGAGAAGCUUAUCCGUGUGUAGUGGCUUUCAGUUAGUUUGAUGUUUUCCAUCGCGUUGUGAAAUAAGCUGCUAGUAGAUUCUAACUAGGAUGAUGUAUGAUGAUGUAUGGUGUAUCUGGUUAUGUGUGGCGUUCUUGGCUUGUCAAAAUAAUUAAUUUCACCUGUUGGAGGUGUUCGGUUGA